Messenger RNA from Nelumbo nucifera (sacred lotus), 1458 nucleotides. RefSeq names its product B-box zinc finger protein 24-like. NCBI's taxonomy places the organism in Eukaryota, Viridiplantae, Streptophyta, Magnoliopsida, Proteales, Nelumbonaceae. The record is from RefSeq and is a predicted model, not a curated record. Gene Ontology annotation, cellular component: nucleus. Gene Ontology annotation, biological process: regulation of DNA-templated transcription; photomorphogenesis. Gene Ontology annotation, molecular function: zinc ion binding.
AUACUGUUGGAGCUUCUCGGCCACAAACGAGGAGACGAUUCCACGAAGAAGAGUUCAGCGUGUAGCUUUAGAUAUGAGAAUCCAGAACGUUAUCUUCUCCUCCAUUCUACACCAUUCGCUUCUCUGUCUGUACUCCAGUUCUUGUUUGGUUCCACUUAUUCCUUCUUCUUUUAUAGUCCUCUUCUCUUCCUGUUAGAAUUUUCUUUCUCCAUUUGUUUCUUCAUUUUGUUAGUUCGUCUUCAGCCCAUUUGGGAUCUUUGAGUCUCAUUCUUUGUUUCUCUUCUUUGAUUUUUCUUGACAUCGUCUCCACUUUCAGAUCAGAAACAUAUCCUAAAGACCCAUUUUUGGGGGUUAGCUUCUGAAAUUCAUUACCUUUAUUUUUCUGAUUAAGAAUUAUGCGUUUUAGACUCCAAAUCAUCAUUUUUUUGUCAAUUCAGUUAGAUGGGUACCUCCUAAAUCUCAUCUAGAAGCUUGGAAAAGGUUUGAAUAAAUAGAAAAAGGAAGGGAAAAAAAGAAAGCAAGUGAAGGAGGAUGAAAAUCCAGUGCGAUGUCUGCGAGAAAGCUCCGGCUACCGUGAUUUGUUGCGCCGACGAGGCCGCUUUAUGUGCCAAGUGCGAUAUCGAAGUGCAUGCUGCAAACAAGCUCGCCAGCAAGCACCAGAGGCUUCUACUGCAGUGCCUCUCCGACAAACUUCCCCGAUGUGAUAUCUGCCAAGAGAAAACAGCUUUUAUUUUCUGUGUUGAAGAUAGAGCUCUCUUCUGUCAAGAUUGUGAUGAGUCGAUCCACUCUGCAAAUAGCCUUUCUGCCAACCACCAAAGAUUUCUUGCCACUGGAAUCAAAGUGGCUUUGAGAUCUGGUUGUAACAAGGACAACAACAAAGGAUUUUUGGAGCCACCAAACCAGAAGCCACAACCAGUGGCCAUGAAAAUACCUUCACCGCAACCUUCAACUUUUGCUUCUCCACCAUGGGCAGUUGAUGACUUGUUACAGUUUUCAGAUUUUGAACCCAGUGAUAAGCAGAAAGAGUCUGUUGAGUUUGGAGAACUUGAGUGGUUUACGGAUAUUGGCCUCUUUGGUGAGCAAGUACCUCAGGAGACACUGGCAGCAGCUGAAGUUCCUCAACUUCCCGUUUUACAACCAAGUAAUGCUACCUUAUACAGACCCACCAAACCUCACAUGCCUCUUAAGAAGCCUAGGAUCGAGAUAUCAGAUGAUGAGGAGUUCUUCACUGUCCCUGAUCUUGGUUAAAGCCGAAAAAAGCAUCCACUACAUGGCAUAGGUGUUUGUAAGUAGCAUGAUAAAAUACACAAGGAUACAUAGAUAUAUUUAUAUGAAGAUGUUAAUGUAUCAAAGUAGGUGCUGUAAGGUGAUCAGAAAGAGUUGUUCUAGCCGUAAUUGCUAUUAUGUGUCCAUUGUAGUUUUUGGUCUAAUGGGUCUUGCACUCUUCUUGUCAUGCAA